Messenger RNA from Spodoptera litura, 1513 nucleotides. RefSeq lists its product as uncharacterized. Lineage: Eukaryota; Metazoa; Arthropoda; Insecta; Lepidoptera; Noctuidae. The record is from RefSeq and is a predicted model, not a curated record. Gene Ontology annotation, molecular function: hydrolase activity, hydrolyzing N-glycosyl compounds.
UACAGUUCGUGUAAUUAUGGCUCGUAAAAUAUUAUGUUUUGUAUUAUUUACUGUUUGCUGGAUUACCAGUCCUGAAGCCAGUCCACUAUGUUCAAAGAAGAAGCUGGUGAUAGAUCAAGAUGGUGGAGCGGAUGAUGCUUUUGCCAUUACAAUCAGCUUGCUCAAUGAGAAAUAUUUUAAAGGGCCAAAACUGGUAGCCUUAACAACAUCAUUUGGAAAUGUGAAUCUCACACAAGCAAAUAUAAACAGCGAUCGGAUUCUGCGAGUCAGUGAGAGGCUAGAUAUACCAAUAUACUCAGGUGCUAACAAAGCCUUUAUAGAAGAAAUGGGAUCAGAUCGCUAUUUUGGACUGGAUGGAUUUGGAGACACUGGCUACCAAGCUCCAGGGCCAAUAGAUAUUGAAAAGCAGCCAGCCGCUGUUGCACUUAUAGAACUUUCAAAGAAAUAUAAAGAUGAACUAAUAGUAGUAGCUAUCGGUCCAGCUACUAACAUCGCUUUGGCUUUGAAACUGGAUCCCCAAUUCAUCCACCGACUAGCACAUUUAUAUAUUGGCGGUGGUCAUAUCUACAGUGAAAAAUAUCCAAAAGCUGAAUUCAAUGCUGCCAUGGACCCUGAAGCGUACCACAUAGUGGCAGACAGUGCUGUAGCUGAUAAAGUGACUAUUGUACCAUUCUCUCAAGUUAUCGAAACGCUUAAAAUUCCUAUUGAAUGGCGUAAAGAAGUAUUAGGUGCAAUUGACACACCAAUCAUGCGAGCUCUGAACGUGUAUGAACAAGUAGCUCUUCCCAAAGAAAAAGCUUGGAAUCUUCUGGAUCCAGCCGUUGCAGCUAUAGCUCUUUAUAAUGAAAUCGUCGACGAGUUUAAAAAUUCCAACAACACUAUUAUUUUAGAAGGUGAAAAACGUGGCAUCAUUACAAACGACUUUUCUUCAUCGGAUCCCAAUGCAAAAGUGUUUUACAAAGGCAACGUUGAAUACUAUCAGAAGUUCAUCUUAGACGUGUAUUCAGCCGAAUUAAAUCCUUAAUCUUCAUAGAGAUAAGGUUGAAAAUGUCAUAGACGAAUAGAGUCAAUGGCACGAGGACUAAAACUGGUAGUUCUGAGUUGAAAGUUGUGAUAUUUUUUAUUUUAAUUAUAUUUUAGAUUCUUUCUAAAAUUUGAAACAAAAAACUAAAAAGCUUUAUUAUACAAAAGUGAAUAUUAUAAUAAGAAAUGCGAGUAUAAUCUUUUGCAAACUAGUAAAAUAAUUUUGAAUUCAGAAUGCAUUGCAAUUUUUUCAAUUUGUUUUAAGGAAAGAAAAUGUGUGCCAUAAGCUGUGUGGCUAUUACUUGUGUAUAUUUUUUGCAAAUUUUGUAAAAAAUCUGAAUUGUCUUAUCAUCGACUUAAUGUAGUAAAUUAUAUGUGAUUUAUACAUAGUCUUAUUUAUCGAAAAUAUUUUGUACUUACUGUAUCCCUAGUAUUAUGGGGAAUAGCCGUGAUAUUUAUUGUAUUAGUAUAAUAAAAUGAUAUUUUGAAU